ACACCGUCACAGGGCAGAGUAACAGGACAAAUCGGUUCUCCCUAUAGACGCACUAACCAACCAGCGAACCAAAACAGUUUCUUAUACCGGUCCAACCAGACUUCAUGAGAAGUCACCCACACGAAGUCUGAUUAUAGUAGCCCACCCAACCAGAGAGCUGAUCAAACUUGGCAACCUGCUGUUUUUUUGUUUGUUGUUACAGGCAGCAGGAGAGACAGUGCUCCUUGCUAGGCGACGGGUCUAAUCAUUAACCUCGGUUAGUUUCCCCCUCAUCGGAGGAGCCUCUUGGAUGGAUAUAUCAUGGCUACGUUUGUCUGCAGGGUCCAGUUCUUAGACGAUACCGAUCCAUUCAACAGCACCAAUUUCCCGGAACCGACCCGACCACCGCACUACACGUUCCGAGAAGAUAUCCCUCUUAUCAAUCAGAUAGCAGGAGUCCACCGGCUACUUAGAGCCCCGCAUAAGCUUGAUGACUGUGCGUUGCAGCUGUCCCAUAAUGGAACCUACUUGGACCUGGAGUCUUCUCUGUCUGAACAGAGGGACGAGCUGGAGGGAUUCCAGGAGGACAUAGCAGGGACCAGAGGGAAGAAGCAUAGUGUUGUCUUACGUACCCAGCUGACUGUUCGAGUACAUGCUUGUAUCGAAAAACUCUACAACUCCAAUGGACGUGACUUGAGGAGGGCUCUCUUCUCUCUCAAGCAGAUUUUUCAGGACGAUAAGGAUCUGGUCCAUGAGUUUGUGAUGGCAGAGGGUCUGACCUGUCUCAUCAAGGUUGGAGCAGAGGCCGACCAGAACUACCAGAAUUACAUCCUUAGAGCUCUGGGACAGAUCAUGCUGUAUGUGGAUGGGAUGAAUGGAGUCAUCUGUCACAUUGAAACCGUCCAGUGGCUCUACGCUCUCAUUGGCUCAAAGUUCCGCCUGGUGGUGAAGACUGCUCUGAAGUUGUUGCUGGUGUUUGUGGAAUACUCAGAGUCCAACGCCUCUCUACUCAUAGAGGCCGUCACUACUGUAGACACCAAGAGAGGUUGUAAGCAGUGGUCUAAUGCCAUGGAGAUCUUAGAUGAGAAGGAUGGAGUGGACACAGAGCUGCUGGUCUACGGUAUGACCCUCAUCAACAAGACCCUGUCAGCGUUACCUGACCAGGACUCCUUCUAUGACAUGGUGGAUGGGUUGGAGGACCAGAGGAUGGAGGCUGUAGGUAAGAGGUUCCUGGGGAGGAGAGGAACUGACCUGGACCUGAUGGAGCAGCUCAAUAUCUACGAGGCGACUCUACGUCAUGAGGAUGGCGAUGAUGAAUCCAAUCCGCCCACAGGGCUCUCUGGCCUCAAGGACCGCCGCCGCGCCAGCUUCGGGGACAAGAGGAGGGGCCUGGAGAGGAGGCGGAGCCGCAGAGCAUCGCUCGGGUGGUCUGGGAACGCCUCGCCCUGCAGCCUGUCCACUCAACACUCCGGGUUCCCCUUCAAGGGACAAGGAGGAGAAGACAUGAGCAAGAGAAAAUCGACACAGAACCAGUCAGCCAGCGUUCACAGAACCAACUGCAUCACUUUGAGAAAAAAUAAAGAAAUUAAAGAGAGAGAACAGGAGGAAGAGAAGAGGAAGAAAAGCCAUCCUCCUCCUCCUCCUCCUCCUCCUCCUCCUCCUCCUCCUGUCUCUCUGCCGUCCCCACUGGCUACCCUGACUCCUCCUCCUCCUGUCUCUCUGCCGUCCCCACUGGCUACCCUGACUCCUCCUCCUCCUGUCUCUCUGCCGUCCCCACUGGCUACCCUGACUCCUCCUCCUCCUGUCUCUCUGCCGUCCCCACUGGCUACCCUGACUCCUCCUCCUCCUGUCUCUCUGCCGUCCCCACUGGCUACCCUGACUCCUCCUCCUCCUGUCUCUCUGCCGUCCCCACUGGCUACCCUGACUCCUCCUCCUCCUGUCUCUAUGCCGUCCCCACUGGUUACCCUGACUCCUCCUCCCCCUCUGAUCUCCUCCCCCAUCUCCCCCUUGGCCCAGCCCUCUCAGCUGACAGCUCUCCUCGCUAGACGUAAGUCCACUGUCACCAUCCCUGCUACCAAUGAAGUUACCACGCGGGGUAUAAACCGCCCCUCCCCUGAGCGCAUGCCCUACCUCCCCCACUCUCCCUUCCAUCUCUUCUCCUACGACUUCGAUGAGGAACCGAUACUACCCGCAACUAAACCGGAAGUGGACUCUGCUGCUGCCAGAACUGGAGUUCAAAGUCCUGACACACCAGCAAAUAAGUCUUCUCUGGGUGGUCUCCUCUCCUCCUCCUACAGACAGCAUCAGGAGUCCCUGUCGGCCGAGAGAGAGAGACGUCGGGCAGAGAGAGAGGAGAGACUGCAGAGGAUAGAGAGAGAAGAGAGGAACAAACACAGUCGAGACUAUGUGGACAAAAUGGAAGAGGCCAGGAUGGCACGGGAUGAGAGGUAUAAGCACGUGGAACGUUUGGCGGCAGAGGAGUUUGAGAGGGACCGCAUGCCCAGGUCACGCCACGACCUGAGUUUGACCUUUAACCCAGUGGAAGCCCCCACCUCGUCCCGCAGCACCACCCCCUCCUCCCUGGCGUCUCAGGGUGAGGAACAGGACCAGGAACCAGAGGAACCAGACACAGAAACGGAUCUAGAACCAGAGGAGACUGAGACCCCCGUUACACCAUACACACCCUCGGUGACUGAACAACUGAAGUCAGAGGACUUCACUGCCUGUCUAGAAGAGAAGGAGGCAGAAGAGGUAGAAGAGGAAAGAGAAGAGCAGGAAACAGAGGAAGUAAAGGAAGAAACAAAAGCAGGGAAAGAGGGAGAAGAAGAGGAUGUGCGAGAGGAGGAAGAGGUUUUAACAUCGCCGGAGAAGGAAGAGGAGAGGGAGGACGGCGAGGAGGACAGUGGGAUUCUGAGCGACAAGGAACGACAGAAUGAAGAAGUGAAUGAGAAAGACAACUGCUCGGCCUCCAGUAUCUCCUCUGCCAGCAGUACCCUGGAGAGAGAGGAGAGGGGGAGCAAUGAGAACGGUCCGUGGACCCAGAGUGUUAAGGAGGUGGAUGUGAAUGAACAGUGCAGCAAAAUCCUCAACAGCAAACGCUUCAUGCUCGACAUGCUCUACUCCCAGAACAAGGAGCCCUGCGAGGAGGAGGAGGAGGAGGAGGAGAGGGGGAAGGAAAGAGGAGUAGGUGGAAAGGCCAACCAGGAAGCCGUCCAACCGUCUGACGAGGGAGAGGAGAGCACCCGGAAAACCGACUUCCCGGAAAAAAAGGAAUCUCACUCGAACGUCAGAGUGUUCGCUGAACGUUUCGGGGAUCUCGUAAAAGGACUGGGCUCGCCUCCCACCCCCCUCAAUAGCCCCUCUCACGAGGCCGCCGUUGUAGAACAAGAGAAGCCCCCUCCACCUCCCCCUAAGAAGGAGUCAGAUACCAUCUGGGACCAACUCCUGGCCAGUCCUAGAGAGCUGCGCAUCGGAGACAUCGACUUCACAGACCUGAAAGAGGAAGACGAUGAAGACAUUCUGGUUGCCGGUCUGAUGGGGGUUCAGACUCCCUGUGUCCCCCUCCUCCCCCCACCCCCUAACCCUUACCUCCCAUCCUGCCCCCCACCCCUGUUGGGUUGUCCACCACCACCCCCAAUGCCAGGGAUGAGAAGCAUGCCUCCUCCACCCCCCUUCUGCUCCGCGGCCCCCGCCCCUCCUUCAGAACCAGUCCAGAAGAGUAAGAAGACGAUCCGGUUGUUCUGGAGUGAGGUGCGUCCGUCAGACUACCAGUACAUUAGCAGCAGGAGCAGUGGAGACUCUCUGUGGUUCAAACUAGAGCCGGUCAAGAUAGACACCUCCAAACUAGAACACCUCUUCCAGACCAAGUCCAAGGAGAUACCUGUCACCAAGAAAACGGCAGCGGACGGUAAACGCCAGGAGGUCAUCGUUCUGGACUCCAAGAGGAGUAAUGCCAUCAACAUCGGACUGACCGUCCUGCCUCCUCCUCGCACCAUCAAGACCGCCAUUCUCAACUUUGAUGAGUACGCACUCAACAAGGAGGGCAUCGAGAAAAUCUUGACGAUGAUCCCUUCGGAGGAGGAGAAGCAGAAGAUACAGGAAGCUCAGCUGGCCAAUCCGGACGUCCCCCUGGGCUCAGCAGAACAGUUCCUCCUCACCCUGUCCUCCAUCAGCGAACUGGCAGCCAGACUACAGCUCUGGGCCUUCAAGAUGGACUACGAGGCUACAGAGAAGGAAGUGGCAGAGCCGCUGCAGGAUGUGAAGGAAGGGAUGGAGCAGCUGGAGAAGAACAAGACUCUGCGCUACAUCCUGUCUACACUGCUUGCUAUAGGAAACUUCCUCAACGGCACCAAUGCCAAAGGCUUUGAGUUGAGUUACCUGGAGAAGGUUCCUGAGGUGAAGGACACGGUUCAUAAACAGUCUCUGCUGCACCACGCCUGUUCCAUCGUGGUCGACCACUACCCUCAGAGUACUGACCUCUACUCUGAGAUAGGAGCUAUCACACGCUCUGCCAAGGUGGACUUUGACCAGCUGCAGGACAACCUGACCAUGAUGGAGCGCCGUUGCAAAGCAUCCUGGGACCAUCUGAAGGUGAUGGCCAAGCAUGAGAUGAAGCCCACGCUGAAACAGAAGAUGUCUGACUUCCUGAAGGACUGUGCUGAGAGAAUCAUUAUCCUGAAGAUAGUGCAUCACAGGAUAAUCAACAGGUUCCAUGCGUUCCUGCUGUACCUGGGCCACCCAGCCUACGGCGUGAGGGAGGUCAGUGUCCACCGGUUCAGCAAGAUCCUCAGUGAGUUCGCUCUGGAGUACCGGACCACACGGGACCGCGUCCUGCAGCAGAAACAGAAACGAGCCGACCACCGCGAACGCAACAAGACCCGCGGGAAGAUGAUCAUGGAUGUUAACGCACCCUCUGAUGAAGAAGAGGAAAUGGAGUCUGCAGGGCAGAAUGUUAGUGCCCCCGGUGGCGGGGUGGAGAGCUUGCAGCCUCAGGGUUUGGGCCAUGCUGAGGAUGCUGCAGAGCAUGAAUUCAUGAAGGCAGUACUGAAGACCAGCCUUCAGGGCGGCGACAGAGAGACAUCAGGGGUGCCGGGUCUACGCACACGUACCAGGUCACGGCCAGGCCGAGGGGGUCGAGUACAACAGGCACCGAUACCCCCCGCGGCGAUGGGGGUGGAGUCUCAGAGGUCAGGUGACGAUGAGGCUGAUGAGAUCAUGGAUCGCAUCGUGAGGUCAGCCAGUCAGAGGGCAGUGCCCCGGGAGAGGAGGAGGUCAAGAGCCAACCGCAAAUCACUGAGACGGACACUGAAGAGCGGUCUGACACCAGAGGAGGCCCUACUCCUCGGACUCUCCGACUCCGCCGAGAUGCCGGUGUGACAUCACCGCCCCCGCCACGGCGAUUUGGAGCGCCAUGGAAACACACCCUGGAACACCUCCUUGAC
Oncorhynchus masou masou (cherry salmon) is the source of this 5420-nucleotide messenger RNA. Its product is annotated as FH1/FH2 domain-containing protein 3-like. Gene Ontology annotation, molecular function: actin filament binding. The coding region runs from base 301 to 5355 and encodes 1684 amino acids. Gene Ontology annotation, biological process: cortical actin cytoskeleton organization; sarcomere organization; cardiac myofibril assembly. Gene Ontology annotation, cellular component: cytoplasm; cytoskeleton. The transcript is spliced from 27 exons. The record is from RefSeq and is a predicted model, not a curated record. Lineage: Eukaryota; Metazoa; Chordata; Actinopteri; Salmoniformes; Salmonidae.